AUGGCAGCCGUCUUGCAACCAAAGCUUCCAGGGGUCAAGAUGAAGGGCGAUGAUGAAAUUGUCGUCCAGGCCUAUGCCAAGCUGCUUCACGCCAAGGUUCCAGGCAAAGUCGCGAGGUCCUUGGUCGUGAUGUGGCGGAGAGGUUACCUAGACCAGCUGGAGCCCGCUCCGCCCGCUACCCCGGCGACCUCAGUCCCAGCCACCACAGCAGAAGGAGGUCAAGCUGAGACGGAGGAUCCCGCUGCCCUCGAGUUCUUGGAAGCCGAACUUGCCAAGCUCCAGGAGACCAGGCUCGAGGUGGCCCACGAGAUCUACAGGCGCAACCGCGAGGAAUAUACGAUUUCCAAGGCCCAGCUCCAGGACGAGCAGGAAAACGAAAGGCAGGCCACAGAGACGGAAUUCCAAGAAUUCCAAGAGUCAAUGGAAGAAGUCAAGGCGAACUCUGAUGCCGAAUGGGAGGAAAAAAUGAUAAAGGAGGUGGAGGAGAGGAGGGCCAAGAGGUCGAAGACGAGGAGUGACGACCUAAGCAGAACGCUGGUCGUCAAGCGCCAAGACCUCGACAGAGAGCUCUCCAAGCUCCAGGAAGCACACAUCUCCAGGUACGACCGGGACGUGAGGGACCAGUUGUCCAGGUUGAAGUUGGAAGUCUUCAAGUCCAAGGACCAGGACUUCACGACCAGGCUGGAGAUGGAGACCGAGAAGCUCCUCAAGCUUCUUCCACGCACUGAAGACAUGCUGGAAGCUAUGGACAACCUCAGGUCUCAAGCCGGUCUUCCCAAGUCCGACCGGUCCCAAGGUCCCCAGAGCCAUGAUCUUUUGGGUCUUGGCCAGGACCAAGUCGACCCGCCCCAGGAGCUUCCCCAGUUUGGCAGCCACCAAAAGCCCACCAGCAGCCACCAACACAACCCGGAGCAGACCACGGAGCAGCCCCCAGGCCCAGCAGACGGUACUGACAACACCGGCCAAGGGGAUGGCCAAGGGGAUGGCCAAGGGGAUGGCCAAGAGGAUGGCCAAGGGGAUGGCCAAGCGGAUGGCCAGAACCAGCAGGGGUGGACCAACUCCCCGAACCAAGGCGGCAACCAGGGCGGCAACCAGGGCCCAUGGAGCAACUACAACACGGGUGGCGACUACGUGGGCGACGCCGAUGAGAACUUCAUCCACGCAUUCGGCUGGGACUGCUUCGCCAAGUGCCGAAGCUGA
This is a messenger RNA of Symbiodinium sp. CCMP2592, 1200 nucleotides long. The record is from the annotation of a GenBank genome assembly. NCBI's taxonomy places the organism in Eukaryota, Dinophyceae, Suessiales, Symbiodiniaceae.